GCCCGAGGCUCGCAGGCGGACGUCACUCCCGCUCGGCGAGUGCUGAAGCACAAGCCGUACCUCUCUCGGCCCGGGCGUCCCCUCCGCCCGCCUCCUGCUUCCUCCCGGCUGCCCGCAGCCUCCUCCACCAUUGUAUAAUGUUCCCGACGCGCAGGCAGAGGACGCCGGAGUCAUAGCUCCGGCCUCGCCGAGUUCCCUGCUACCGUCGGCCCCGCGGCGGGGUGCCCCGCAUGGAGCGGGCAUAGCUUGAGGGGUGGGCGGAAACCCCUCCGAUGUGUUAGCUCCGGGCGGACCUGCCUGUGAUAUAUGUUGGGUAAAGGAGGAAAGCGGAAGUUUGACGAGCAUGAAGAUGGGCUGGAAGGCAAAGUCGUGUCCCCCUCCGAUGCUCCAUCCAGGGUGUCUUACACCUUACAGCGCCAGACUAUCUUCAACAUUUCCCUUAUGAAACUGUAUAACCACAGGCCUCUGACAGAGCCCAGCUUGCAGAAGACUGUCUUAAUUAACAACAUGUUGAGGCGGAUCCAGGAGGAACUCAAGCAGGAAGGCAGCCUGAGGCCUGCAUUCACCCCCACUUCCCAGCCCAGCGACUCACUGAGUGACAGCUACCGGGAGGCCCCACCUGCCUUCACCCCCCUGGCCUCGCCUCCUGCUCACCCCUGUGACCUAGGAAGCACUACACCCUUGGAGGCCUGCCUCACCCCUGCCUCGCUGCUCGAGGGCGACGAUGACACUUUUUGCACUUUGCAGGCUGUGCACCCUGCGGCUCCCACCAGACUCUCUUCUCCAGCUCUCUCAGCAGAGAAGGACAGCUUCUCCUCCGCCUUGGACGAGAUCGAGGAGCUCUGUCCCACAUCUACCUCCACAGAGGCUGUCGCAGCAGCAGCCCCUGAGGGCUCGAAAGGAACCUCCAGUGAGACCAGUGUCCAGAAACCCGAGGGGCCCCAGGAAGGCCGCACAGACGACUCAAGAUUCAUGGACUCUCUGCCUGGGAAUUUUGAAAUAACAACAUCCACGGGUUUCCUGACAGACUUGACCCUGGAUGACAUCUUGUUUGCUGACAUUGAUACAUCCAUGUAUGAUUUUGACCCCUGCACAUCUGCAUCAGGGACAGCCUCAAAGAUGGCCCCUGUGUCAGCUGAUGACCUCCUCAAGACCCUGGCUCCCUACAGCAAUCAGCCUGUUGCCCCAAGUCAGCCUUUCAAAAUGGAUCUCACAGAGCUGGACCACAUCAUGGAGGUACUUGUUGGCUCCUGAGAUCUGGGGCCCCUUGACUGCGCCCAGCCAGGCCCUGCACCCUUGUAGCCCCGACAGUUUCUCCGCACUGUGCAUGGACCCUUGCUUGCCUUUUUCAGAGAAAAAGAAAAUUUUACAAAAGGAUCACACUAGUAUUUUCUUCAAGCAGAGUUGGAGUGCCUUCAUUCGAGUAUGACCACUUUAACACACUCUUCUGAGUGGGUUCCUCAGAGACCUGCUGCCCUGGCGUAGGAGAGAAGACUUUGGAAGACUGUGUUGCUAAUGUUGAAAGGUGAACAUGAACGGUUCAAGUGAAGCACAAGGAUUAAGUUGGAAAAGCUGUAAAUUGCAUGUGCAUAUUUGUCUAUUUUUUCUAUAAGUUUUAUUGCAAGAGGUAAAAAAAAAGAAUAUAUAUCUAUAUUAUUUGGAUAAUCUCAGUACCUUCUCUGGCGUUUUGCCCUGUGUAAGUUGACUUGGCAACUCGGCCUUUUUAGAGGCAUUAACUACUCCUAAGUGUUGCAUUCACAUGGCUGUUUAGAAAACCGCUACCCAAAUUUAUUUUAUAUUUUUGUACAGAUUCUGCAGUUUAUGAUAUUGUUUUUCUAAAAACAAAUGCUGUUUAUACAUAUGAAAUAGCUAUUUUGAUAGGA
Rattus rattus (black rat) is the source of this 1883-nucleotide messenger RNA. RefSeq names its product SERTA domain containing 2 (gene Sertad2). Bases 307 to 1254 code for a protein of 315 amino acids. Lineage: Eukaryota; Metazoa; Chordata; Mammalia; Rodentia; Muridae. Gene Ontology annotation, cellular component: nucleus. Gene Ontology annotation, molecular function: transcription regulator activity. The record is from RefSeq and is a predicted model, not a curated record. The transcript is spliced from 2 exons.